AUGUCAAAGCCGCUCAGAAACCGGCCAGCGUACCCCAGAAGCCGGGCAGCUUUGUGGAGGCAAGGGCGGGCCCGCUCCAGCUCCGUCAGCCUACAAAGCGGCAGGUUGGAUGCAAAUGCAAGCCUCGGCUUGCAAGACGGUGAGAAGGCUGGCAUCCACCAGAUCAUGAUGAGUGCGAAUCCAGUGACAGAGGCUUUGGGCAAUGCCCGAACUUUGCGGAAUGACAACUCUUCGAGGUUCGGACGCUUCGUGAAGUUGUUUCUCAAUGCCCCGGCCCCAGUUGUCCCAGUUUGGCUUUCAGGAAGUGGCCUGAAAGCCAACAAGUCGGUGGGGGGGGAGAAUGGGGAGCAGGGGGUGCUCGGAAGCUCCGAAGCUCCCAUCCUGAGAAUGCACUUAAGCCGGAGUGACACUGAGACGGCUGGCGAGAUUGAGAGCAGCGAGAUGUCCAUCUACUCCCUGGAGAAGUCCACCUGCCCUCAUUUUGGGUAG
Symbiodinium natans is the source of this 489-nucleotide messenger RNA. The record is from the annotation of a GenBank genome assembly. NCBI's taxonomy places the organism in Eukaryota, Dinophyceae, Suessiales, Symbiodiniaceae.